AAUAUUAAACAAAAUGCAAGUAACUAUUAAAGAGUUGUGUGGUCGUACUCAUGCAUUCGAAGUGAAAGUUACAGACAAUAUUAAAACACUCAAGGCUAUGAUUGAAUUCAAAACAGGAAUUCCGACGAGUGAACAUCGCUUGUUAUACAGGGGUCGACAACUCGAUGAGAAUGAAACUAUUAGUGCUUGUAACAUUAUGAAUAAUACAUACAAUAGUUCAUAUGAUUCAACGAUUUCGUGGUUGUUGAUGUUAUAA
This is a messenger RNA of Meloidogyne enterolobii, 256 nucleotides long. The record is from the annotation of a GenBank genome assembly. NCBI's taxonomy places the organism in Eukaryota, Metazoa, Nematoda, Chromadorea, Rhabditida, Meloidogynidae.